Messenger RNA from Electrophorus electricus (electric eel), 1180 nucleotides. It is a transcript of the gene oaz1a, whose product is annotated as ornithine decarboxylase antizyme 1a. Lineage: Eukaryota; Metazoa; Chordata; Actinopteri; Gymnotiformes; Gymnotidae. Gene Ontology annotation, biological process: positive regulation of protein catabolic process. The record is from RefSeq and is a predicted model, not a curated record. Gene Ontology annotation, molecular function: ornithine decarboxylase inhibitor activity. Gene Ontology annotation, cellular component: nucleus; cytoplasm.
GGAUAGCAGGGAACAUAUUCAGCCAAGAAAGGACGAGGAGUUGCGGGCCUUGACGUUGGCCGGAUGGUUAAAUCCAACCUACAGACGAUCCUGAAUAGCCACUGUUUUGUCAGAGAAAAAGAGAGAAAUAUAUCUAAGAUGCCAGUAGUCGAAAUGAGCUGUAAUAAACCCGAGAUCGAAAGUCCCUGCCGUUGCCCCCGGUGUUGCAGUAACCCGUGUCCAGGGCCUCUGUGGUGUUCCGAUGCCCCUCUCCCACCCCUGAAGAUCCCAGGUGGGCGAGGGAACGAUCAGAGGGAUCACAAUCUUUCAGCUAAGCUAUUCUUUUCUGAUGCUCAAUUGCUGGUUCUUGAGGAGCCUCCCCCCUUGAACAGCCGUGUCCGUUUUUUGCUCUUUGAGCGGCGCUGCUCUGAAGCAAAGCCACUAGUGUGGAGGGGGGCGCUGACUGGGGACAAGCUUUACAUCGAGAUCCCCCCUGGAGCUCUUCCUGAAGGCAGCAAAGACAGUUUUGCUCUCUUGCUAGAAUUUGCAGAAGAGAAGCUUCAGGUUGAUCAUGUGUUCAUUUGCUUUCAAAAGAACCGUGACGAUAGAGCAUCGCUACUGCGAACGUUCAGUUUCCUGGGCUUUGAGAUUGUGAGACCGGGUCAUUCCCUCGUCCCGGCCCGCCCUGACGCUUUCUUCAUGGCUUACAGCAUUGAAAGAGACUCGGACGACGAUGACUAAUGCUUAUUAAUCCCAUUCUUAAGUGAUUUUGUGCUCAUUCGCUCAAAUUUGUCAUCAUUAAAAGAAUACAAAAUCUUAACGUACUGCAUUGACGUUACAUGUGAAUUACUCUUCAGUGGUUCUCCCAGUUUGUGCUGUAUUUCAGUGGUAUUUGCACUAAUGUAAGCCAGACUUUUUCCACUGUAAUCAUUAGGCCGUAAAUCAUUCUGGUGGGUUGAUCUAAAGUAAUUGUUUAUAGCUGGUUCUUCUCUUCCAUUUCCAUAUAUUGCUCUUUAGAGUGUAAUAUUUAUGGCUAAAGUUUCCAUGCCUUGAAAGUUAUGUAAGUAGUUUUGUUUCCAGUGCUAUUUCUUGAGUUGUCCUGUUUGUUGGGUUUCUGUGUGCAUGAAUCUUUGAGGAUUUUGUUGAUCCACAUUUGGUUGGCCUGAUCUGCAUGUUGUGCAGAAUAAAUGAGCUCACCCUG